CCCGCCGGCGGGUCCGCGCGCGGCCAUGGAGCUGGAGGUGCCGGACGAGGCGGAGAGCGCCGAAGCCGGGGCCGUGACCUCGGAGGCGGCCUGGGCGGCGGAGAGCGGUGCGACAGCAGGUUCGGCCCAGAAAAAGACAACCCCAGCAGAGGUCCCACUGAUGACUGGACAGCCCGGCCCUGGCCAUGGGAAGAAGCUGGGUCAUCGAGGCGUGGACGCAUCUGGCGAAACCACCUACAAGAAGACCACGUCCUCUACCCUGAAGGGGGCCAUCCAGCUGGGCAUCGGCUACACCGUGGGCAACCUGAGCUCCAAGCCAGAGCGUGACGUGCUCAUGCAGGACUUCUAUGUGGUGGAGAGCAUCUUCUUUCCCAGUGAAGGCAGCAACCUCACUCCCGCCCAUCACUUCCAGGACUUCAGGUUCAAGACCUAUGCGCCUGUUGCCUUCCGCUACUUCCGGGAGCUCUUUGGGAUUCGGCCAGAUGACUACUUGUACUCGCUGUGCAACGAGCCGCUCAUUGAGCUGUCUAACCCCGGUGCCAGUGGCUCCUUGUUCUACGUCACCAGCGACGACGAGUUCAUCAUCAAGACGGUGAUGCACAAGGAGGCCGAGUUCCUGCAGAAGCUGCUGCCCGGCUACUACAUGAACCUCAAUCAGAAUCCCCGGACACUGCUGCCCAAGUUCUAUGGGCUAUACUGCGUGCAGUCGGGCGGCAAGAACAUCCGCGUGGUGGUGAUGAACAACGUGCUGCCACGCGUGGUCAAGAUGCACCUCAAGUUCGACCUCAAAGGCUCCACGUACAAGCGGCGGGCCAGCAAGAAGGAGAAGGAGAAGAGCAUCCCCACCUACAAGGACCUGGACUUCAUUCAGGACAUGCCCGAGGGGCUAAUGCUUGAUGCCGACACCUUCUCUGCACUCGUCAAGACCCUGCAACGCGACUGCCUGGUGCUGGAGAGCUUCAAGAUCAUGGACUAUAGCCUGCUCCUAGGCGUCCACAACAUCGACCAGCAGGAGCGUGAGCGGCAGGCUGAGGGCGCCCAGAGCACAGCCGAUGAGAAGCGGCCGCUGGGCCAGAAGGCGCUCUACUCCACAGCCAUGGAGUCUAUCCAGGGUGGCGCCGCACGCGGGGAGGCCAUCGAGACGGAUGACACGAUGGGGGGGAUCCCCGCGGUGAAUGGUCGAGGAGAGCGUUUGCUUCUGCACAUUGGAAUCAUUGACAUCCUGCAGUCCUACAGGUUCAUCAAGAAGCUGGAACACACCUGGAAGGCUCUCGUCCACGAUGGGGACACAGUCUCCGUCCACCGGCCCAGCUUCUAUGCCGAACGCUUCUUCAAGUUCAUGAGCAACACGGUUUUCCGGAAGAACUCCUCCCUGAAGUCCUCACCAUCCAAGAAGGGCCGUGGUGCCUUGCUGGCCGUCAAGCCCCUGGGGCCCACGGCCGCCUUCUCGGCCAGCCAGAUCCCCAGCGAGCGGGAGGAUGCACAGUACGACCUGCGGGGGGCCCGCAGCUACCCCACACUGGAGGACGAGGGUCGGCCAGACCUCUUGCCCUGCACACCGCCGUCUUUUGAGGAGGCCACCACUGCCUCCAUCGCCACGACCCUAUCUUCCACGUCCCUCUCUAUCCCAGAGCGGUCCCCCUCGGAGUCGUCAGAGCAGCCGCGGUACCGGCGGCGCACACAGUCCUCGGGACAGGAUGGCCGGCCCCAGGAGGAGACGCAAGCGGAGGAGGACCUGCAGCAGAUCACAGUGCAGGUGGAGCCUGCGUGCAGCGUGGAGAUCGUGGUCCCCAAGGAGGAGGAUGCAGGGGAGGGGGCGUCCCCAGCCUGUGCCUCUGCCGCUGUCGAAGCGGAAACCGCCAGCCAGGCCUCCGAGCCCGCCAGCCAGGCCUCGGAUGAGGAAGACGCGCCCGCCACGGACAUCUACUUUCCCACCGAUGAGAGGAGCUGGGUGUACUCCCCGCUUCACUAUAGCACGCAGGCCCAGCCUGCCUCCGACGGCGAGAGCGACACAUAAUUCCUAUGCAGACACUGACCCGGAGCCGAGUGCCCGCCGCUGCCCCGGCCGCUUCCUGGAGGCACUGCCCGCCUCGCUCAGCCCAGAGCUCGGGAGAUGCCCGCCUGGCAGCCAGCCCUCGCCCUCGUCCUCCCCUGACGACACCGACACUCCUGGCUGCUGAGCGACCCCCAUCCGGACGGCCUGCCCCGCCCUGGCUCCCCGACAACUACCUACGCCUGAUACUGUGAACCCUCCUGCAUUUCCGAUCAUGUAUUUAUUUUGGGUCCUUAUUCUUUGCACAGACAUGGUAGCACACAUGUGUGUGUUUUUUUAGAAAAAGGAAAAGGCAAAAAAAAAACCACAAUGGAAAAGAAGAAACUCUAUUUCACUGCACUUUUGGUUCAUUGCUGUGCUUGCAUGUUUUGCUGAGGUAAUCUGCGCCCCAGCGGAAUCCACUCUAGGUCUGGGCCAGGUGGACAGGCCCCUAGGACAGAAGGGCCACCGCGUUCCCCAGGGUGCCUCUGGAGGCUGCACACUGCACCUGCCAAGCACUGUUGGCUCAGGUUUUUGGGCUGAGAGAGCUGGACACCAUCCUUGAGGGCAGCACAGUGGUGGCUGGGAUAGCUUUUCACCAGUGGCCCUGCCAUCUCUCAGCAUCUGUCUCCCACCACCUGCCUCCCUUGUGACCACGAGCAGGAAUCCCCAGGCGUGAUGAGAACCUCCAUGUGGACACAUAGCUGCCCUGACUCAGUAGAGCUCAGGGCUGUGGGCUUCUCUCUUCUCUCGAAGAUGGGCCGAGGCAGGAGGAGGCAGCCAGGCACUGAGGCCCUGGGACUUCCCAAGGUCUGUGUCCUGAAGGGGAGCCCCCACGGGCAGGCCACCAGGGCUAGAAGACCAGACCUCCUCCUGUAAAAGGACUGAGGUAGGCAUCCUCUCUCUUUUAAAUGAUGGAGACACCUGUGCCGAUUGAAGGAUAGGAGAAGAAAUUCUUGAUGAAAAACAAUUUUUUUUUGGAUGGUUCCACUUCUGGGCCCAGAGCCCCACAGGGCGACUGCCAGGGGCCCCGCUGCGUCCAUAGGCAGCUGCUGGAGCUGACAGCUUUGCAGGGUCUCCUGCCUGCCUCCGGAGAGGGACACAUCAGGGAUUGUUCACCUGGCCCACCCAGCCCUGCACAGGAGGAGCUGUGAGCCAGUGUGGAGCGGAAGCUGCACUUUGCGGAAGAACUCCCACCUUUGCCUCCCUGGUGGAGCCUGAGAUGGCUGGAGAACCCGCCAAGCCAGGAUUUGAUUUGCAAGUUCAUUGCAAGCUGUGUACACUGCUGUCUUUUCCUACAAGGGCCCCUCAUCGCCUCCCCUGGCACAUCCUGCUUUGUGCACCUGGACGGAGCCUCUUGGCUGGCUGCACCCCUCCUCGGGCUUAUCCCCGGGGGCUCUCCGCUCACAGGGCCACCAAGGAUGCCGCAGCACAAGGCUUGGGGAAGAGGACCCAUCAGGAAAGUCCUGCAGGUGUUCUGCUCCCCUCCUACCCGCGAGGGGGUGUCCAGACCCUGGAGCAUCCUCACCUGGACUUCCACCAAGGCACCGUCCACAGUGCCCCAUGCGCACAAGUCCCCAGUCGGUGCCUGCCCUGUCCCGCCUGGAGGAGGUGGGCUGAAUGGGCAGAGGUCUGAAGAUGACUUAACAGCCACUGUUAUGUUGCCCCAAUGCCGACAUCAGAGCCCCUGGCCAGGCCCCCAAGGCCAGCUGCAGAGAUGCGGUGCAUCCCGUGUGGACCACCAGCAGGCCCCAUGUCCAGGGCAUCCUUGGCCACCUGGAGCCGGGAAGCAGGGCCCCGGGGCUUUCCUGAGUGAAUCACAGACAGAUGCUCACUUGGAUAAAUUUGCAAACCUCCUGGACAUCAUGAUGUUUUCAUUCCUGUGCUAAGUCAUGAGUACCCCUUCAGAGUCCCCUUUGUGUUGGUUGCAUUUUUUUGUCCCUUUUUCAGAGAACUGUCACGUGGAUGCAAGGUGGUCCUCGGAUUAGGCUGCCAGGAAGCGUGUGCUUAUGGUCAGGGUGAGAGGGUGGGAAGGCAAGACCUUAUUUAUAACAUGCAGCGAACUCACGGUCUUCCCCAGACCCCCAACAGGAAGGGCCCUGGACCCACCCAGCUGUCAUCCCACCUCCAGGAUAGAAAUCUGCCAACUCCUUGGUGGUGAUGCCCCAGUUCCGUCCCAGCUCGUCCUUGACAGCUGCUGUCCCUGAGAACGUGGGCACUGUCUGCCGUGCCGUACUGUACAUGGGAAAGGUGUGUCCUGAGACUGACAAGGUGGGACCUCCCACAUGUCCCAUCCCAGCCUCCAUCCUCUGCCUCCUCUCGCCCCCUUCCUCCCAUCACCUGGCUCAGUGCAAUACUUCCAUCCCCAUGGGGUCCCCUGCCAUGGUACUGUUGCCGCAGCCCCUCGGUCCCCACCCCAGAACAAGCACCCUCGGUCACCUUCUCUGGUAAUUCAGUUGCAUCGCCUGUCCCUACCCCAACCCCAUUUUUAUGGCCCAACUGAUUUCCAAACAACAAAACUGCAAACCUUGUGUGUCUUAAUCUCACUGGGGGUCCCAUGUGCUCAGCCCCCGUGGUCUGGUGUGUGACAAUCCGGGGCUCAGCCUCCUCGGGCGCAGGACGCCAGCCCGCUCAAACCCAGAGCCGUGGGCGCCUCUGUGACCGCAGCCACUGCUGGCCCCAUAACACUCGUAUGCAGCCCCAGAUCCUCCCCACCCCAGCCCCGCCACCCCACCCGCCCUUUUUACGUUGAAGAGAUCUCUAAUAAAUCGGGU
Molecule: messenger RNA, 4806 nt
Organism: Budorcas taxicolor (takin)
Lineage: Eukaryota; Metazoa; Chordata; Mammalia; Artiodactyla; Bovidae
Gene: PIP5K1C
Product: phosphatidylinositol-4-phosphate 5-kinase type 1 gamma
Exons: 18
Coding region: 26-2017 (663 amino acids)
Biological process (GO): phosphatidylinositol metabolic process
Molecular function (GO): phosphatidylinositol kinase activity
Source: RefSeq, a predicted model, not a curated record